Porites evermanni is the source of this 840-nucleotide messenger RNA. Lineage: Eukaryota; Metazoa; Cnidaria; Anthozoa; Scleractinia; Poritidae. The record is from the annotation of a GenBank genome assembly.
AUGGAUUGUGUUAAGUGUGCACGUAAAGGUAUCAAGUACCGUUGCAUUGGCUGUAAAUCGCCCAUUUGCAACGUAUGCUCAACACCUUGUACAGAGGAAACGCCAGGGUAUUCUGUGGAAGCCUAUUGUGUUGGAAAAUGUGACAAGUGUCAGCACUGCCGUAAGCGAAAGCUCCCUGACCUUCCCAUGGCAGCAAAGUCUCAACAAUCCAGCCUCUCUUUUUAUUUUACCAACAAAACAAAAACACCUGUACCAACAACCGAGACACCCGUAAACACACAACAGCAGCUCCACUACGAUUGCAAUCUGUCAAGAGCCUCUACAGAAACAAGAAAUCGCCCUUCAACAGCUGUGUCAUCCACUCCAUCUGCUAAGAAAACAAGGGCCCUAACUGUAGCAGCAGCAAAUCGUUGGAAAACAACAUCCUUGGCUGAACACUUAGGAAGUGAGUGGCUCGUAUUAAAUGCUUACAAGGAAGAUCAAGUCGUCAGUUUAAAUUGUUCUGUGUGCAAAACUCAUGCUGACAAGUUAAAAGGUAUGAAGAACUUUUCAACAGCCUGGGCUUUCACUGGAUCAACCAACCUUCGCGUAAGUAAUGCCGAAGAUCAUGAACGGGGUGAGCCUCACAAAAGGGCAUUAGACUUGCACUUAAAAGGCAACAAAGGGCAGAGUGCUUUUGAAAGGGCUGAGGCUAUGAAAGCUUCCAACGAUGCAGGGCAGCAACUCAUCACAUCUGAGCUAAACUUUAUUUCACUGACACACCCCAAGGUUGGCAGAUUUGAAACAUGGCAGUGCAAAGGGCAUUGCAAGUUGCAUCAAAGAGAGCUUCCAGGCCAUUAA